AUGCUACUCUCUCCAAGCAGUCCAUCCUCCAACUCUGAGGAAGACUCCCAGAACCCAGUUGUGAUAGAAGAGUGGAUAGAUGCACACGAUGCCACAAAUGAUGACGCCUCCUCCAUUUCCUCUUCCACUUUCUACUUACUGUGUUCCCCCUCUUCUUCCUCCUCAUCCUCUCUGAUUCUUGGUGGUCCUGAGGAGGAAGAAGUGUCAUCUGCUGGGAUGUCAAGUCUUCCCCCAAGCACUCCCAGUAGUCCUCCACUGGGUCCUUCACAGUGUCCUCCCCAGAAUCCUCUGGGCUCCUGCUCCUCCUUUAUUUCAGGGAUCCCGUUCAAUGAAGAGUUCAGCAGCCAAAAAGAGGAAGAUACAAGUACCUUUCAGGGCCUGCUAGACAGUGAGCCUUUGUUCAUACAUAAGCUAGAUGAAAAGGUGGCUGAGUUAGUGCAGUUCCUUCUCCUCAAAUAUGAAGCAGGGGAGCCUAUAACAGAGGCAGAGAUGCUGAUGACUGCCGUCAAGUACAAAAACUACCUUCCUAUGAUAUUCGAGAAAGCCCGUGAGUUCAUGGAGCUUCUUUUUGGCCUUGCCCUGACAGAAGUGGACCCUGACCACUUCUAUGCAUUUGAAAACACCGUAGACCCCACCAACAUGGGUAGUGAUGACCAGGGCAUGCCCAAAAACAGCCUCCUGAUUCUUAUUCUGAGUAUAAUCUUCAUAAAAGGUGGCUGUGCUUCUGAGGCGGCCAUCUGGGAAGUGCUGAAUGCAAUAGGGGUGUAUGCUGGGAGGGAGCAUUUCGUCUAUGGGGAGCCUGGGGAGCUCCUCACUAAAGUUUGGGUGGAGGAACAAUACCUGAAAUAUCAGGAGGUGUCCAACAGUUCUCCUCCACGUUAUGACUUCCUAUGGGGUCCGAGAGCCCAUUCAGAAAGCAUAAAGUGGAAAGUACUAGAGUUUUUGGACAAGCUGAACAACACUGUCCCUAUUAACUUUCCAUCUUGGUAUAAGGAUGCUUUGAAAGAUGCAGAAGUGAGUGCCCAGGCCAUAAUUUCCACUACAGAUGAUGCCACUGACAUGGCCAGUGGAAGCUUCAGUUUCAUGUCAAGCAACUUUUCCCAUCCUGAGUGA
Messenger RNA from Saimiri boliviensis boliviensis (Bolivian squirrel monkey), 1113 nucleotides. Its product is annotated as melanoma-associated antigen C2. Gene Ontology annotation, biological process: negative regulation of transcription by RNA polymerase II. NCBI's taxonomy places the organism in Eukaryota, Metazoa, Chordata, Mammalia, Primates, Cebidae. The record is from RefSeq and is a predicted model, not a curated record. Gene Ontology annotation, cellular component: nucleus.